GGGAAAGAUAGACGCAAGGGUAAGAAGUGUGAUAUCCUUUUAAAAAGAGUAGUUAAAUGUAUCGUUGUGAAGGACAAAUCUAAACACAGGUUUACCUUGCAUCUAAGGUUUCAAUAUCUGUAAAUCUCAAUCAAGGUUCAGACAUUCAGUUAAUUUCAAACCAUUCAGUGAAGGUGUGUUUGGUGAUUUUGUUAUAGGCGAAAGUUCAAAGGUUAAACAUUCACGGUGAGCUUGAGGUGGCCGUACACCUUGCUGCAGACCAGGAAAGGAAGCCAAGAUGGAAGGAAGGGAGGUGGUGUUGCCGACUGUGUCCCGCGUUGCACUGUGUGGUGGUACCCAUGGCAAUGAGCUGUCAGGAGUGUACCUAGUGAGAGAGCGGCUGAAGAGGAAGAGGAAGGUGGAAGAGGAAGACCACAUCUCCCUGGUGACCGUGAUGUCCAACCCGCGUGCCGUCCAGCAGUGUCAGAGAUACACAGAGACAGACCUGAACCGCUGCUUCACCCAUGCCACCCUUAGUGGGCCUGUGACAGACAAAACCCCCUAUGAGAUAGUCCGGUCCCAGGAGCUGAACACCCUGCUAGGUCCUAAAGGCAGUCCAGAGGCCAUGGACCUGGUGUGUGACCUCCACAACACUACCGCUAACAUGGGCCUGUGCCUCAUCGCCUACUCAGACUGCGACUGGAUCUCUCUUCACAUCUACAGAUACCUGCAGAGACAAAUGUCUGACAUACCUGUGAGGUUCAUUCACUUCGACCUUCCCCUCAAUGAAGCAUAUUCCCUCGAUUCUGUAGGCAAACAUGGCUUUGCGAUUGAGAUUGGUCCUCAGGCCCAUGGAGUAGUCAGGUCCAAUAUUUUAUCCACAAUGCAAGAAGGGGUCCAGCACAUGCUAGAAUGGGUCCACCUCUUUAACUCAGGUACCCAGUUUGAAGGAGGAAAAGUGGAUGUGUACACCAUGGUGAAAAAUGUGGACUACCCAAGAGACUUUGAGACCUGCGGUAUUACAGCCGCCAUUCAUCCUCAACUCCAGGAUCGGGACUUCUGCCUCCUCCGCCCCAAUGACCCUGUGUUCCAGACUUUCUCUGGAGAGACACUAAAGUACAAAGGGACUGAGCCACUCUAUCCAUUCUUCAUUAACGAAUGUGCGUACUAUGAGAAGGGCAUAGCUCUCUCCCUUGCAAGACAGAGGAGUGUGGGGAUACCAUCCAUCCGAUCGGAGAGAGAAGGAGAACAGAGAAAGAGGAAAAGUUCAGCAGAAGAAAUGGAGGAGGAAGAAGAAAUUAAAGGGGAAAUGGAGGAGGAAGGCUGUCAGAAGCUAAUGGAAUAUGGAGAGGAGAGUGAUUCACUAAAUGGACAAUACAACUGAGAGCUCAUUUCAAGUUCUUGAUAUGAAUAGUGGAUUUAAAAAAAAAAGUUAUGUAAAAUGAGACACGUUGAUCAAAUGUUAUGAACUUCAAAUAAUAAUAAAAAAUCCUUUAUUGAAA
Molecule: messenger RNA, 1481 nt
Organism: Salmo salar (Atlantic salmon)
Lineage: Eukaryota; Metazoa; Chordata; Actinopteri; Salmoniformes; Salmonidae
Source: RefSeq, a predicted model, not a curated record